Molecule: messenger RNA, 1857 nt
Organism: Tachyglossus aculeatus (Australian echidna)
Lineage: Eukaryota; Metazoa; Chordata; Mammalia; Monotremata; Tachyglossidae
Gene: ERMAP
Product: erythroblast membrane associated protein (Scianna blood group)
Exons: 13
Coding region: 1-1845 (614 amino acids)
Biological process (GO): T cell receptor signaling pathway; regulation of cytokine production
Cellular component (GO): external side of plasma membrane
Molecular function (GO): signaling receptor binding
Source: RefSeq, a predicted model, not a curated record
AUGAUAGUGGAGGAUUUCGGUGCGGUUCUCAACGGUCCCGUGCUUUUGGAGAUGGGAAGAUCCUCAGGCUGUUCUCCCCUCGGUUACCUCAUCUUUCUCCUUCUCCCCCAGCUCCCUACUCUGGGCGCAGGGCCACUCGGCAGCCUGAGGGCCGCGUCUCCCGUCCUGGCCUUCCUGGGAGGAGAAGCCGGGCUCUCCUGCCAUCUUCCCGCUCCGGUGGAUCCCGAAGAAGCCGAGGUGACGUGGCUGCGGGCCCGGACCUCUCGGGUCGUGCACGUUUUCCGGGACGGGCAGGACCAGGAGGGAGAGCAGGGGCCCGAGUACAGAGGGAGAACGGCGCUGGAGAAGGACGGUCUCCUCGAGGGGAACGUCACCCUCCGGAUUCGCCAUCUCCGGCUCUCCGACCGAGGGGAGUACCGGUGUCUCCUUCAAGUUGACUCCGCGAACCCGCAGAACGCCACGGUGGCCCUGGAGGUGGCAGCACUGGGUUCGGAUCCCGCCAUCCUCCUGGAGGGUUCUGAGUCCGGAUGGAUCCGGCUGGUCUGCAGGUCAUGCGGAUGGCUCCCUGAGCCCCGGGUGCGGCGGAGAGGCACGGAAGGGGAGCCGGUACCGAGACUGUCAAGGUGCCAGGCCCGGGACGGAGCCGGGCUCUUCCAUACGGAGACGUCGGUCACCGUCCGAGCUAGCUCCCCGGGGAUCAUUUCUUGCCACAUCCGAAACGUUGCCCCGAGCCAGGGGAAGAUGGCAAUCAUGGCCACAGCGGGUAGACCACCGCACGAAGACAGUGAGGACCAUCCUGGGUUGGAAAGGCCGUUCAAAAGGGCGUGCGUUCCCGUUUCCUCAAGACUGUCUCCCUCAGCCAUGGCUCUGGCUGUGAUCCUGCCGGCCCUGGGUCUGCUGAUAGCCGUGGGUAUUUAUGUCCUCUGGCAACAACACAAAUCAAAAGAGAUGCUUCUUUAUCAACAGGUGUUAGAGAUCGAGGAACUUCUCUCUGACCACAGGAAAGAGAAAGGGAAACUCCACAGGACAAUCAAGAAACUCCGGGGAGAGCUCAAGUUGAAAAGAGCAGCAGCAAACGCAGGCUGGAGAAGGGCCAGGUUGCACCCUGUGGACGUGACUCUCGAUCCGGACACGGCCCAUCCCAAGCUCGUCCUAUCUGAAGACCGGCGACGGGUGAAACACGGAGACCACCGGCGCGACGUGCCCGACAACCCCGAGAGGUUCGAUUACGUGGUCAGCGUCCUGGGCUCUCAGCGCUUCACUGCGGGGAGCCACUACUGGGAGGUGCACGUGGGCAACAAGACGAAAUGGAUUCUCGGAGUGUGCAGUGAAUCCGUGAGCAGGAAGGGGAAGAUCACCGCAUCCCCCCUGACGGGGCACUGGGUUGUGCGGCUGAGCCGCGGGAACGAAUACGAGGCCCUCACCUCCCCCCAGACUCCUUUCCGCCUCAAGAAUCCUCCCCGCCGGGUGGGAAUUUUCCUGGACUACGAAGCUGGGGUGGUCUCCUUUUACAACGUGACCGACGAGACUCACAUCUACACGUUUACCUACCCCUUCUCCGGGCCUCUCCGCCCUUUCUUUGAGCCUUGUCUUCACGACGAGGGCAAAAACGCAGCUCCUCUGAUCAUCUGCCCCGUGUCCCGGGAGUCUGGGGAACUUGCCAAAGGGCCCAGCCCGUCCCCGGAAGCCCCCCGGGCGAUGGAAAAGAAGGUAUCUCUGGGGACCAACGGACCAUUAGCCCGUCCUCGCCCGACGCCAGAUCAAUAUCCGCUCAAGGAUAUGAUCCUUUCUUGGCCCUCUGACGUCGCUCCGGCCCUGCAGGGUUUCAGGGCCCCGUCCUUUUAGGGGAACGAUCGC